This is a messenger RNA of Macadamia integrifolia, 1758 nucleotides long. Its product is annotated as pentatricopeptide repeat-containing protein At5g46580, chloroplastic-like. Gene Ontology annotation, molecular function: protein binding. Lineage: Eukaryota; Viridiplantae; Streptophyta; Magnoliopsida; Proteales; Proteaceae. The transcript has a single exon. The coding region runs from base 1 to 1758 and encodes 585 amino acids. The record is from RefSeq and is a predicted model, not a curated record.
AUGCUUCUCCAUGGAAGUCGAAGGUCUCUGAGCUCCAUAUGGCUUAACAUCUUUUCAUCUCUUCGUCUCUCCACCUCUGCAGCAGCGAACCCAGAUCAAUCUCACCCUCGCAAAGGCAGGCAAGCCAUUCGUCGCAUUCUAAAGCUUCUCUCUACUGUUAAAAGCUCCCAUCUCUACGAAGCCCUUCAGUCCCUUGAAAGCUCUCCUCAAUCACUCUCUUCCUCCGAAGCUUCAAUUCUAGUUGAUGCCAUUUCUAACCCCCUCAUAUCCUUCGAUUUCUACAGAUUUCUGAGAUCUUGUAGAUCCACCUUCAAACCAGAACCCAUCCUCUUCUCGUCUUUGAUAAAGUCUCAGCUUCUGUCUAUCAAUCCUCAGCUCUUCAAAAUCCAAUACUACUUCGAUGAGAUGAAGAAACACAAGGUUUCUCUUUCGCCCAAUGAUUUCUGUAGCUUCUUUGGGAUUGUUCUUCCAAAUUAUGUUGCGACUGCUGAGUUUUUCGUUCGAGGGCUGUUGGAAGAAAUCGAAUUCGACGAGGGUGCUUACUGUUAUGCGAUAUCUGUUUAUGCCCAACAUGGUUUGUAUAAAGAGGCGAUUUUGGUGGCAGAGAGGGCCAGGGUACGAGGUUCAAACCCUAGCUUGGCGUUCUAUUCGUGUUUGAUGGAUGUGUAUAGCAAGAAUGUGGAUGCUCGUGCGGCUAUGAAGUUAUUCCUGGAGAUGGAAGAUGCAGGGGUUCUUGCUGAUGAGGGGAUUUAUAGGACAUUGCUUGGGGUUCUUUGUAGAGUUGGGUGGGUGAAGCUGUGUGGGGUGAUUCUUGAAGAGAUGAGGAAGGUUGGGUACAGACCUGAUAAGUGUUUGGCUAUGGAUCUCAUAGGGAGAUUUGUUGAGGAAGACAUUGUUUCUGAAGCCGUAUCUCUUUUCGAAGAAGGGAUUCUUAAGGACAAUCACAGUUUGGCUACUUUUGUGAAGGCUAUGGUAGAGAAACGCAGGCAUGGAGUAGCUUUUGAACUUGUGAAGAAAGUGCAGCAUUCUGGUUUUGAUGUUAAUGGCCAUGUUUAUGCAUCUCUGAUCCGUGGUUGUGGGAAAAUUGGAUUGGUUGAUGAAGCCGAGAAGAUAUUUGCAGAGAUUAAAUCUUCUGAAGGUAUUAAGAACAGGAAAUUGGUUUAUUCAUCUAUGAUUAAUGUGUACUCAAGAGCAGAAAUGAAGGCAUCUGCCGAGAUGGUUUGGAAUGAAAUGGAAAGCUUGAUGGGUUCUAGAGUAAGUGAAGAAGCAUUGUUGUCGAUGAUGUCUUUGUAUGGAGCUUUGGGUCUAGUUGAUGAUACAGUAAGAGUGUUCAAUUGGUGGAAGAACAGUGGUUGUUGUUUGAACAUUGAUGCUUAUGUUGUUCUUGUAAAUGCAUUGGUUAAGUCGGGCAAGCUUAAUCAAGCCAAAGAUUGUCUUUUAGAGAUGAGAAUGUCCAGUAUUCAUCCAACAAUUCAAAUUUAUUCUGCCAUGAUGGAAGGUUACCUGCAAGUUGGAUUACUCAAUCAUGCCCUCAUGGUGUUUGACGAAUAUAAGAUCUCAGGGUUGGAAGCAGAUGAAGUGGUUGCCAAUCUCAUUCUUAGGAUCUUGAUUCAAGCUAAUCGAUUUUCAGAGCUCAAAUUUUACUUGGAUAGAUUCUUGAGACAGGCCAUCAGGAUUUCAAGAGAUAAGGGAACUCCUCUGUUGGAAAUAUGUAGAGAUGAUUUGUGUUUUAGAAAGCUAUCCCAUCUGAUUCAGUGA